GUGGGGGCGGAGGCAGUGUGGAUCGGCGCGGAAUCGGCGGUAUAUAUAAAGCAGAGCGAAGACAUUUUUCUCACCUCGGCUCCGCUCCUCCAUCGUGGGUUGGCUGUCCUGGUGUCCGUGUACAGAGUUGGUUUUGUGCCUAAUUGCUAAAAUGGACAAGACAGGGUCUGAAAAAACGGUUACCCGAAGGAAGUCGCGCAAUCCGAGGAGGGUGCCUCCACCUGACGCAGAAACAACCAGUGCCCCUCAAAACACGAGCCAGAGAGUGGCAGCGCCCAUCAAAAAGCGGUACCGCGCAGGAGCUCGGGCACUGAAGGAAAUACGCAAGUACCAAAACUCAUCUGCGCUGCUCAUAAAAAAGGCACCAUUUAUGCGGCUGGUGAGAGAAAUCUGCAUGGAAUUUUCCUCAGGCAAAGUACUCUCCUGGCAAAGCAAAGCUCUCAUGGCGUUACAGGAGGCAGCUGAGGCCUACUUGGUCCGUCUAUUCGAAGAUGCCACCCUGUGCACUAUCCACGCCAAGAGGGUCACUCUACAAGUCGAUGAUAUUCAGCUUGCACGGCGGAUUAGAGGGAUCCAAGAUGGGCUGGGAUAAACUGAAGCACGUUUUUAUGACCUUGAAGAUUUACAGGCUUCACCACGUUUUACAGUUCACACGUUUUUUUAUUAAAUAAGUUGAUCUGUUUGGUUGCUUUUAUUUCCCAGAUUUUAUAGUGUGUGCGAAGGUAACUUUUUGCGUACUCAUGUUACAGCAUAUGGACAUCUGCCCUAUGUGGUUCUUUGUCACUCUGACAUCAACAAUCUCCAUGAUCCUUUCAUGCUUUAUAUGCAAAUAGUUGUAUUUGUAUAGUUGACAAUAAAACUGAUUUGGUCUUUCAAAAAA
Pseudophryne corroboree (corroboree frog) is the source of this 880-nucleotide messenger RNA. RefSeq lists its product as uncharacterized. Gene Ontology annotation, cellular component: nucleosome. The transcript is spliced from 5 exons. Gene Ontology annotation, molecular function: protein heterodimerization activity; DNA binding; structural constituent of chromatin. The record is from RefSeq and is a predicted model, not a curated record. The coding region runs from base 152 to 592 and encodes 146 amino acids. Lineage: Eukaryota; Metazoa; Chordata; Amphibia; Anura; Myobatrachidae.